AUGGAAUUUUUACACAGGAACGAGAAUCCCAGCCUGAAUUGGGCACAACGCUAUCGAAUCAUUAGAGGGGUAGCAUCUGGCCUUCUGUAUCUACACGAAGAGUGGGAAAAAGUUGUUCUUCACAGGGAUGUCAAGGCCAGUAAUGUCCUUGUGGAUGCCCAUUUUAACGGACGGCUCGGAGACUUUGGGCUUGCUAGAUUGUAUGAUCAUGGUGAAAAUCCUAAAACAACCCAUGUGGUUGGAACUUUUGGAUAUAUAGCACCAGAGCUUGCUAGAACCGGCAAGGCAACUACUAACACAGAUGUCUUUGCUUUCGGAGCGUUUAUGCUAGAAGUGGCUUGCGGAAAAAGGCCUCUAAAGGUACACGGAUUGACUGAUGAUAUGGUUCUGGUUCAGUGGGUUAUGGAGAAAUGGAAAGGAGGAGCAAUCCUUGAGGCAAGUGAUCCGAGAUUGGGAGGUGACUUUGUGGUGGAGGAAAUGGAGUUGGUUUUGAAGCUGGGUCUGCUUUGCUCACACUAUAAUCCGAUGGCUAGGCCUAGCAUGAGGCAAGUGAUGAGGCAUUUGGAUGGGGAUGCUAUACUGCCCGAAGUAUUUAUGAACAUCGCUGCAUUAUUUGGAGAUGAUGUUUCAAAUGGAUUUGCAAUGACAUUUCUUUCAUCAUCAUUGAGGAAUAUUUCUGCUAAUGCCCUGUCUGGUAUUGAGUCACUCCUUGACAAGGGACGUUAUGACUAAUAAGUUUGAUGGGCAAUUCCAUGUAUUUUGGCAUCAACUUUUGAUAGUCAUGUUUUUUGAUUUUAUUUGUUUAGACAUUCUAGUUUUAAUCUUGUAGAUAAUAG
Molecule: messenger RNA, 836 nt
Organism: Ilex paraguariensis (yerba mate)
Lineage: Eukaryota; Viridiplantae; Streptophyta; Magnoliopsida; Aquifoliales; Aquifoliaceae
Source: the annotation of a GenBank genome assembly